AUGGCGGCGGUACGCCGUUCGCCGAUCUGGUGCGAGGGCUCAUUGCUGCAUGCCGUACAAUUGUCCGGCUUGUUUCCCGACUGCAAGACCUUCGUCGACAUGCCGUUGAAGAAUGACGCCGAAACCACAUUGGCGAAAUGGAAUGCGAUCACCUCGCUAUCGGCCGUCACCAACGACGUGCUCGCGUUGUUCCUCCGCGAGAACUUCGACGAACCCGAGGGUGAGCUCGAGGAAUGCGCACCAGUGGAUUGGAGCCCUAUGACCGACAGAUUUGAGAACAUUCAAGACGCGGAUUAUCGGAAAUUCGCGGCGGCGCUUCACGCAAAAUGGCCGACACUCUAUCGGAAAAUCUCGCAAAAGGUGCUCAUCAGUCCGGAAAAGUACUCGAUUAUUCCGGUGCCGAAUCCGUUCGUUGUGCCCGGCGGUCGAUUUCGCGAGAUGUACUAUUGGGACUCGUUCUUCACCAUCAAGGGUCUCAUCGCGUCGGGAAUGAUGUGCACGGUGCGCGGAAUGAUCGAGAACAUGAUAUUUCUCGUCGAGACGUUCGGCUUCAUUCCGAACGGCAAUCGCGUUUACUAUCUGAAUCGAUCGCAACCGCCGCUUCUUACAUGGAUGGUGUACGCGUACUAUGAAGCCACUGGUGAUGUUGAGUUCAUUCGGCAGACGCUUCCGACGCUUCGAAAGGAGCUCAUCUUCUUCCAGGCGAACAAAUCGAUUCAGCUUGAAGGUUGGUCGGCGCCGUUAUAUAGGUACACUGUCCAGUCGACACGCCCACGCCCUGAAAGCUAUCGAGAGGAUUUGCAAUGCGCUGAACACUUGGAAGGCCAUGAGGAGAAGUGCGUUUUGUGGGGCGAUAUCGCGGCGGCCGCGGAAAGUGGCCGAGAUUUCUCGAGUCGCUGGUUCGCCGUCCACGGGCCGUACGCCGGAAAAUUGGAGUCGACGCGAACAUCGCGCAUGAUUCCGGUGGAUUUGAACGCGAUCAUUUGCGGAAACAUCCGAUUGAUGGGCAAAAUGUACGAAGUGAUUGACGACAUUCAUGGAAUGAAGUGGAGCGCGCAACUUCACGCCGACAUGGUCGACACGAUUGAGAAGGUGCUUUGGAAUGAGGAGCACGGAGUGUGGUUCGAUUUCGAUCUUGAGGAGCACAAACAGCUGAUUACCUUCAACGACACCAACUUUUUCCCGAUGUACACGAAGAGUAUGCACGCCGGAUUCGACGCUUCCAAGGUGGCCGAGUAUUUGAUGAAUUCGGGCGCGAUGGCGUUCACCGGCGGUGUGCCAUCGUCGUUGGUCAACUCGGGCGAACAAUGGGAUUUUCCUAACUCGUGGGCGCCGAACACCUGGGUUCUCAUCGAGGGCCUACGCAAUUGUGGGCAAGAAGAGCUGGCGAUGAAGAUUGCCGCCAAAUGGGUGCAAAAGAAUUAUAAUAUGUGGAGAUGCAGUGGUGGACGAAUGUUCGAGAAGUAUAAUGUCGUCUCGCCGUGCUAUCGUGUCAAAGGCGGUGGCGAGUAUGUGAUGCAGGAGGGAUUCGGUUGGACUAAUGGGGUGAUCUUGGACCUACUCGCAACGUAUGGAAAAGAACUUCGAUUCACGACAGUUGAAUCAUGCGAAUGUUGCGACGUCAACGUUGCCGCGAAGGUGCCGAUGUCGCCGUCGUCGUCGAGCUUGAACUCGACGGUGUGCGGAAUGUACGCGGACUCGCUGACACAGACCGCGUCGGUUGCCUCGUUCGCGUCGAUGGCAUCGGUGACGGAGCCGCCGCCGUCGUGUGCACCAAUCAGCGAGCCGACGGAAAUUGUGGGAUUCUGA
Messenger RNA from Caenorhabditis bovis, 1809 nucleotides. The record is from the annotation of a GenBank genome assembly. NCBI's taxonomy places the organism in Eukaryota, Metazoa, Nematoda, Chromadorea, Rhabditida, Rhabditidae.